GUACAGCAUGACCAAGGGCUGGCAGCUCUUUUGGCUCUGCACUGGCUUGUUCCCACCGAGCAAGUCACUGCUGAAACAUGCCCAGAAGUUCAUGGAGACACGUCAGAAAGAGACACUGGCCCUGGAGUGCAGCCGGAGGAUUCAGAGAGUGAUGAGGAGUGGCUCCAGGAAGUGGGCACCUCAUCCUGUGGAGGUUGAGGCCAUCUUACAGAACAAUACUAAGAUCUUACACAAGAUUUGCUUCCCCAACGAAACAGAACAGACAUUUGAUGUGGGAACAAACACCAAAAUCCGUACUCUGUGUCAGAACAUCGCUUCCAAAUUGCAGCUGAGCUCCUGGGAAGGUUUCAGCCUCUUUGUGAAGAUUGCAGACAAGGUGAUCAGUCAGAACGAAGCAGACUACUUCUUUGACUCACUAAGGCAGGUGACAGACUGGAACAGGAGGAACAAACCAGGGAAAGAUGGGGCUAUGUCUGCGGCUUAUGAGGUAUACUUCAUGAGAAAGCUGUGGCUGAAUGUAACUCCUGGGAAGGACCUGAAAGCUGAUUCCAUUUUUCAUUACCACCAGGAGUUGCCAAAGUACCUCAGAGGCUACCACAAGUGUUCCAAGGAUGAAGCUGUCCAGCUGGCAGGGCUGAUUUAUAAAGUGCGCUUCAACAAUGACCGCACACAGCUGGCAACCAUCCCCAAAAUCCUGAAGGAGCUGGUACCAGACAAUCUGCUCCGAGCAAUCUCACCAGAUGAGUGGAAGAAGAGCAUUACUGCAGCAUAUAGCAAACAUGAAGGAAAAACUGUGGAUGAGGCCAAGAUUGCGUUCUUGAAAAUGAUACACCGGUGGCCAACGUUUGGAUCAGCCUUCUUUGAGGUGAAGCAAACCUCGGAGCCAAAUUUCCCAGAAAUUGUGCUGAUUGCAAUCAACAAGCAAGGAGUCUCACUGAUACAUCAGAAGACAAAGGAAAUUUUAACAGUCUACCCCUUCAAUAAAAUCUCCAAUUGGAGCAGUGGGAGCACAUACUUUCACAUGACAAUAGGGAACCUGGUACGAGGAAACCGGAUCUUAUGUGAGACAUCUCUGGGUUACAAAAUGGAUGACCUGUUGACAUCCUAUGUACGCCUGCUAAUGAAUGCUGUAAACAAGCAAAAGAACCUCCCAGCCUGA
Molecule: messenger RNA, 1159 nt
Organism: Antrostomus carolinensis (chuck-will's-widow)
Lineage: Eukaryota; Metazoa; Chordata; Aves; Caprimulgiformes; Caprimulgidae
Product: unconventional myosin-VIIb
Exons: 10
Cellular component (GO): cytoskeleton
Source: RefSeq, a predicted model, not a curated record